AUGACUACCGUACUGCUACGUCGAUCACUGUUUUCUGUGCGUUCUCAGCACGUCCUACCGCGCAGUUUCAGCUCACUUGUCUCACCUAUUCGUCGCGUUUGCGUCGUCGGCUCUGGUCCCGCGGGCUUUUACGCCACCAAGUACCUGCUUAAGGAACAUGCCGGUGUACGAGUCGAUAUGCUAGAGGUGCUCCCCACACCGUUCGGCCUCGUGCGCUCCGGUGUAGCGCCUGAUCAUCCGGAGGUGAAGAGUGUCAUGAAUGAUUUUGAUAUGGUGGCGGCUAACAAGCGCUUCCGCUUCCUGGGAAACGUGCGUGUGGGCGAGGAUGUGACGCUUGCCGAGCUGCAGCAGCACUACCACGUCAUAGUGCUCGCGUACGGCGCUGCUGGAGAUCUUGAGCUGGGCAUUCCUGGUGAAAAUCUGCGGGGUGUCAUGGCGACUCGUACGUUCGUGAACUGGUACAAUGGCCACCCGGCGUUCCGGAAUUUGGAGUUGGAUUUGAAACAGGCUGAGACGGCCGUCAUCAUCGGCCAGGGUAAUGUAGCCGUGGACUGUGCUCGGAUCCUUACAAAGAAUAUAGAAUUGUUGGCUAUGACUGACAUGGCAGCUCAUGCAGUGGAAGUACUGCGAAACAGCGGUAUCAAAAAGGUGUUUCUGGUGGGACGACGAGGCAGUGCACAAGCGGCGUUCACGAUAAAGGAAGUUCGUGAGCUGACCAACUUGGAUGAUGUUGCGUGCAUUGUUGACCCAGAUGAUUUGAAAUGCAGCAUGACUCCCGCGUCUGAGCAGGAGAUUAAGGAGCAUCGAGCCCGAAAACGCAUGAACGAUUUGUUGGGCAAGGCGGCUGCGCAGUUCGACCAAACUGGGAACGCCAAGCGUGUUGUGCAAAUCAAGUUUCUAAGAUCGCCGACAGAAAUUAUUGCCGACGAUAACGAUCCAACGCGGGUGGGGGUAAUUCGUGUAGAGAAGAUGAAGCUGGAGGGAGAGGCAAACCAGCAGCGUGCUGUGGGAACAGGAGAGUUUGAUGAAAUUCCAUGUGACCUUGUGCUGCGCAGUAUUGGCUACAAGUCACUACCUAUUGAGGCAGAUAUGCCAUUUGACAACUGUCGCCAUAUAGUUUCGAACGAGCGAGGUCGUGUUGUCACUACUUUGAGGAACGGUGAUAAAAAGCCUGUGGUAGGCUUAUACUGUACCGGAUGGGUAAAGCGUGGCCCCUCUGGCAUUAUUGGUACCAAUAUUGUUGACGCACGGGAGACGGUAGGGUGCAUUGUAGAAGAUUUUGCCACGGGUAAUUUUCUUCACAGCGAGAAUAGAGCCGAUGUUGAAUUGGAUGGACUGCAGUCUGUAGAAAAGCUUAUCAGGAAGCGCAACCCUGACAAGCAGUUGGUUCAAUGGGCUGACUAUGAGCAUCUUAACGCCGAGGAAAAACGUCGCGGUAGGAUUGUCGGGAAGCCACGCGAGAAGGUGACAUCCGUGACAGAAAUGCUUGAAAUUGCGAAAAAGGUUGAGCAGGAACAGACAUAG
Messenger RNA from Peronospora belbahrii, 1524 nucleotides. NCBI's taxonomy places the organism in Eukaryota, Oomycota, Peronosporomycetes, Peronosporales, Peronosporaceae. The record is from the annotation of a GenBank genome assembly.